UGCAGAUCCCCUCAACAGCCGGCAGAGGGCGCAGGCGCGGGAGGCGGAGGCAACGUUGAGGCGCCAUGUCUGAAGCGGGGCCGGGCGCCAUGGGGGCGGCGGGGACCGCCCUGCUGCUCCUCGGCCUGGGCGGCCUCCUCGCCGUCCCCGACGACUGGGGCUUCUCCUCCUCCGAGGUGGUCAUCCCCGAGAGGCUGACCCCCCGCGGCGGGGAGGCCGAGGAGCCCGGCCGGCUGUCCUACCUGCUGCCCCUCGAGGGCCGGAGGCACGUGCUGCACCUGCGGCCCAAGAAGCUGCUGCUGCCCCGCCGCCUGCCCGUCUUCACCUUCUCGGCCCGGGGGGAGCUGCUGGAGGAGCAGCCCUACGUGCCCCACGGCUGCUACUACCGCGGGGCCGUGGAGGGCGCCCCGGACUCCCUGGCCACCUUCAGCACCUGCUCCCGGGGGCUGUGGGGGAUGCUGCGGCUGCAAGGCCGCCUCUACCAGGUGGAGCCCCUGCCGGCCUCCGCCACCUUCGAGCACCGGGUGUCCCUGCUGGACGACCUGCAGCUGGGAAACUGGACCUGCGGCCUCACCGACGAGGAGAUCGCCCGCCAGAUGGCCCGGCUCCAGCUGUCUGCCUCUUCCCCACAACUUUACUGGCACGACUCCUACAUACACCCCAAGUAUGUGGAGCUGGCCGUGGCGGUGGACAACGCCAGGUACAGAUUCAGGGAAAGCAAUUUAUCCACAGUCAUCCAGGACACAAUUCAAAUCGUCAGUUAUAUGGACUCGUACUUUGAGAAGAUGAAAGCGCACGUCUUUUUGAAAGCCUUGGAGGUCUGGACAGACAAUGACAAAGUGAAUACUAGUCACAAAAAAUUAAGUAGAAUACUUGGCGAAUUUUCAGUUUACCAAGACAAAGUUCUGUAUCCUCGUACCCAACAUGAUUUCGCACAUUUGUUUGUGCGUAGGUAUUAUUCCGAUGCCAUGGGCUGGGCCUUCGUGGCUUCCGCCUGCAUGAGAAAGUACAUGGCGUCCACAUCCACGCUGGCGGGGCCGUAUCUGCUCAGUUCGUCUCUCUACUCCGCUCACGAAUUGGGCCACGGCUGUGGCCUGGGCCACGAUUACCGAUACUGUCAGUGUUCGGCGAAAAGAUGUAUCAUGUUCAGCAGAGGCAGCACCCCUAAAGGGGGUUUCAGUAACUGUAGUUUCAAUUAUUUUUUCAAUUUUGUGAGCAAGACAGCCACCUGUCUCAAUAAUAUUCCUGUAGUGGGAUUUGUGGAAGGCAGAUGCGGUAACAAAGUGGUGGAAGGAGAAGAGCAGUGCGACUGUGGAACAGAGAGUGAGUGUAAGAAAGAUGCCUGUUGCCGGCCCGACUGCACACUGAGCCCUGGGGCCCAGUGCAUUUCUGGAGCGUGCUGCAGACGAUGCCAGUUUGUUCCAGCCAAAAUGAUGUGUAGACGGAGGCAAAGCGAAUGUGAUCUCGAAGAGUACUGUAAUGGGACCUCGAAUUUGUGUCCAGAAGAUGUGUACAAGCUGGAUGGAACCCCAUGUAGUGACGGUGCCAUCUGUUACCAUGGCGGUUGUCAUUCCCGCCUGCGGCAGUGCAGAAACCUAUUUGGUAAGGAAGCUAAGACUGCUCCACUACUGUGCUAUAAGGAGGUGAACGAAAAGGUCGACCGAUUUGGGAACUGUGGCCUUUCAGGGCGCGGUUACAAAAAGUGUUCGGUUCGGGAUACGUUGUGUGGAAGAGUGCAGUGUGUCAAUGUGAUGACCGUUCCUUCUAUGCCGGACCAUACGUCAGUCAUUCAAACUCACGUGAAAGCCAGCAAUACCACGUGCUGGGGGACAGACUACCACGUAUCCAUGCACACACUGAGAAUCGCCGAUAUGGGGGAUGUCAAAGACGGCACCUUCUGCGGCACUGGCUUGAUAUGCAUCAAAAGGACCUGCCUCAAUAUGUCUCUCCUCAGUUACAACUACGAACCUCAAAUGUGUAAUCAUCGAGGGGUGUUCAACAACAAGAGAAACUGCCACUGCGAUCGUGGCUGGGAGCCUCCCUUCUGUGAGACCCCCGGGGAAGGAGGGAGCAUUGACAGUGGCCCUGUGGGCACACUCCCUGUUGCAAAAACCUACAAAAUUUGGCCCGUUUUCAUCAUCCGGAGUACUCUUUUUGUUGCCUUGUUCAUCGCGACCUCUGUGAAGUGUAUAACAUUUUGUAAAAAUUUUAACCGUUAAAAAGCCAAGAGAAAAAAACACCCAAACUUCCAAAUGAACCAGAACAUUUGGAAUAAUCCAAAAAGCGUCUAGAUCUUUGUUCUCCAGCAAGCUCUGAAAAUACUGCCUAAGGCAUUUUGACUGAAGGCAGAACUGUUACUUCCAGUGUGAUUAUUUUGAUUUAUUUGUGUUCUCAGGAUUUUAUAAUUUAUCUGCUUUCAGUUGGAAAAUAAAAUGGAAUUUUGUGUUGUGACUUGAGUGAAA
Messenger RNA from Ornithorhynchus anatinus (platypus), 2462 nucleotides. RefSeq names its product disintegrin and metalloproteinase domain-containing protein 30-like. NCBI's taxonomy places the organism in Eukaryota, Metazoa, Chordata, Mammalia, Monotremata, Ornithorhynchidae. Gene Ontology annotation, cellular component: external side of plasma membrane; plasma membrane; sperm head plasma membrane. The transcript has a single exon. Bases 66 to 2219 code for a protein of 717 amino acids. Gene Ontology annotation, biological process: male gonad development; proteolysis. The record is from RefSeq and is a predicted model, not a curated record. Gene Ontology annotation, molecular function: metalloendopeptidase activity.